Molecule: messenger RNA, 1982 nt
Organism: Ceratosolen solmsi marchali
Lineage: Eukaryota; Metazoa; Arthropoda; Insecta; Hymenoptera; Agaonidae
Gene: dx
Product: deltex E3 ubiquitin ligase
Exons: 6
Coding region: 69-1703 (544 amino acids)
Biological process (GO): protein ubiquitination; Notch signaling pathway
Molecular function (GO): zinc ion binding
Source: RefSeq, a predicted model, not a curated record
AACACGGAUCCGCGGGAGAAGAGCUCGCGACGCGUAGGGACGAGAGAGAGCCUCUAGCCAGGAGGAGGAUGAACAUCUGCCAAGGACAGCCUCCACCGCUGUCGCAAGACGGUCGGGGGCACGCGGUCGUCGUCUGGGAAUGGGAGAAUCGCCAGGGCAGAUGGCGGCCGUAUAGUCCCGCGGUCUCCCAGCAUCUCGAGCGGGCCCACUGCAAGAAGUUGACCAGGGUGUUCCUGAACGAUGCCGACCCGAGUCUCGACAGCUAUUUUUGCACUAGAUAUUACAUCAACCUCAAAACUAAGACUCAAUGCACCGAAGAUGGAGAUGAAACGCACGGUGUCAGACGAACGUUUUAUUUACCUGGAUCUCCGGCUGGAAAGGGUGCCAAAUGGGAAUGGGCUGGCGAUACCGAUGACUGGCACACCUACGAUAUGGAGGUCCAAUGUCUAAUUGAAGAUGCUUGGGCAAGGGGUGAAAAGACAAUUGAUGUUUCAAAAACUUAUCUGGGUUUUCCAUAUAUCAUCAAUUUUUGCAAUUUGACACAAGUUCGUUGUUGCACCGGUUAUGUUAGACCUAUCAGACGCAUUCAACAAGCACCGUAUCCUUUAGUUAAAGUUACAUUGGAAGAAUUGCAAACCAAUACAGGGAGAAGAACUACCUCUACGGCAGUAAAAACUGUUAGUACAAAAGCAAUGCAUAAAAAACCACCAAGUAAUAAUCCAAAGAAAAGUAAUAAAAAGAAUAAAAAUGGAGAAACUGGGACAUCGAAUAUAGCUCGUGUCAUACUGAGUAAUUUUAAUAUAUUCAGUAAUAAGCAUGCAAUAGAUAAUCAUAGUUCUCACGAAACGAUUGAAGCCACACAAAAGAGAAGAACAUGGGACACGGUUUUGGAUGCAGACUCCAGCAGUACAAAAAGCGGUAGAAGGCCGAGUAUCGACACCGUUUCAACGUAUUUAAGUCAUGAGAAUCCAAUAGAUUUACUAGAUAGCAGUAUGAGUAGCGAUGAUGCUUUCAAAGACUCCAUUGUUGGUGUUGAAGGUGCUUCGGAUGUAAUAUCACAUUAUGUUAAGGUAGUGGAGAGUGACGGCACAGACUCUUGCCCUGUUUGCUUGGGAACUCCCGAACCACUGACCGUUGAGUUAACUCGCUGUCGGCACAGAUUGCACUUGGCCUGUCUAAAUGCAAUGCUGAGCUCCCAAGGUCAUCCUAUGUAUAUACAAUGUCCAGUUUGUCGUAUGAUUUAUGGAGAAAAACGAGGUAAUCAGCCACCGGGCUCAAUGAAUUGGACAAGACUACCGAGAAGCUUACCUGGAUUUCCAAACACAAAAACAAUUCAGAUCACAUACGACAUCCCAUCGGGAAUUCAAGGACCCGAACAUCCUCAUCCUGGACAAACCUACUAUGCGGUUGGCUUUCCACGAGUCUGUUAUCUUCCGGACAACGAAUUCGGCCGACGCAUUUUAAGAUUGCUGCAGAUGGCCUUUGAACGAAGACUGAUUUUCACGAUCGGACGUUCGGUAACCACGGGUCGGGAAGACGUCGUCACCUGGAAUGGCAUUCAUCACAAGACCGAAUUGGGUCCAUCUACUUCCGGCCACGGUUAUCCGGAUGUCAUGUAUCUUGAACGUACGCUGGCCGAACUAGCGGCUCAAGGAGUAUCCGAUGGAUAUUCAUCCACUGCCUUAUACCAGGAAUUGCAAUAAUGUACCGUCAACUAGAGCAUCUUAUUGAAUACAAUUUUCCCUUUUCUAAUACAUGACAGGUGAUUAAAAUAGGUGAUUAGGUAAAAAAGGUACAUGAUGCGUUAGAUGUUGUUUAUGUUGGAUCGAAAGUUGAAAAGAGAUUCCUGGUAUUAUUAGAUUCUGUUAAACUGGUGAAACGUUUAUCGAGAUUAACUAAAGCCAUUAAAGUAACGAGUUUUUAAAAUUCUUUAACUUUUCUAAAAAUGGAAAUAAUAAUAAGAUGAUCUAAUAUUAAAAGGA